AUGGGGAAUAGUAGCUCGUUGAUGUUACAGGAAGAUGAAAUUCAAGCGAUUUCAGCGGAGACUGGGUUUUCACGAAAUCAAAUUGUCCGACUGUACAGUCGGUUUUUGUCACUCGAUAAGCAAGGUCGUGGAUACUUGGAUCGUGAUGAUUUCUUGCGGAUUCCCGAACUUGCAAUUAAUCCACUUGGUGAUCGCAUUGUUGAUGCUUUUUUUACUGAAACGGAGGAUCUAGGACAAAAGAUCAAUUUCCGAGAAUUCAUAAGAGUAUUGGCUCACUUCAGGCCAAUCAGUAAAGAAAAAAGAAACAUUCUAAACAGCAGGGAAGAGAAAUUAAAAUUUGCAUUUUCAAUGUAUGACUUGAAUAAGAAUGGUUUUAUUACAAGAGAUGAAUUCAAAGUGAUUCUGAAUAUGAUGGUUGGUGCAAAUAUAACUGCUGAACAAUUAGAAAGCAUUGCUGAUCGAACAAUAUCUGAAGCUGAUAUUGACAACGAUGGGAAAAUUUCAUUCGAUGAGUUUUGCAGGGCAAUGGAAAAGACUGACAUCGAACAAAAAAUGUCAAUUCGAUUUUUGAAUUAG
Brugia malayi is the source of this 576-nucleotide messenger RNA. Its product is annotated as calcium-binding protein, putative. The transcript has 7 exons. Gene Ontology annotation, molecular function: calcium ion binding. The record is from RefSeq and is a predicted model, not a curated record. The coding region runs from base 1 to 576 and encodes 191 amino acids. Lineage: Eukaryota; Metazoa; Nematoda; Chromadorea; Rhabditida; Onchocercidae.